Molecule: messenger RNA, 2380 nt
Organism: Melanotaenia boesemani (Boeseman's rainbowfish)
Lineage: Eukaryota; Metazoa; Chordata; Actinopteri; Atheriniformes; Melanotaeniidae
Gene: slc1a3a
Product: solute carrier family 1 member 3a
Exons: 10
Coding region: 343-1953 (536 amino acids)
Biological process (GO): L-glutamate import across plasma membrane; D-aspartate import across plasma membrane; L-aspartate import across plasma membrane
Cellular component (GO): plasma membrane
Molecular function (GO): neutral L-amino acid transmembrane transporter activity; L-glutamate transmembrane transporter activity; glutamate:sodium symporter activity
Source: RefSeq, a predicted model, not a curated record
GCUCUUUCAUUCCCUCAUCCCCACCACUGCUACCUCCUUUCCUUUCUCCUCCCCCUCUCCUCUUUCUCUACACUGUCUCUUCAUUGCUAGUUGUUCACACCAACCAGCUCAAAGCCAAAAAGCUGCUCUGCCCCUCUCACACCGAUCGAGCUUAAAGCCUGAACUUGAAAGUUAUUGCUCAAGCCUAAAGCAAGCAACUUAAAACCAUUUAACCAAAGGAGAGGUGUCACAGAGAGGAGAAAAAAGGAGCUUCAUCAGCACCUUUGCACUGUCCUCAUCACAGUUGAAAGGUGUCCAAGCUUAUCCAGGAGUAUUGCAGAUCUGAAGAUUCCAGCUGUAGCCAUGACUCAAAGCAAUGGGGAAAAUCCCCAAAGGACCCGGAGUGGUCUCCACCAGAUCCGAGCUGGGAUCCAGAACCAAUCCCUGCUAGCAAAGAAAAGAGUGGAGAAUAUUACAAAGAAUGAUGUAAAGGGAUUCUUCAUCAGAAAUGCUUUUGUGAUUCUAACUGUUGCUGCUGUUAUUAUUGGCAUAAUCCUGGGAUUUGGUCUGCGUCGGUACAAAAUGUCUUACCGUGAAGUGAAGUUCUUCUCUUUUCCUGGAGAGCUGCUGAUGAGAAUGCUCCAGAUGCUGGUGCUGCCUUUGCUGGUCUCCAGUCUCAUCACAGGUAUAGCUGCUCUGGACAGUCGUGCCUCUGGUAAAAUGGGUAUGAGGGCAGUGGUUUACUACACCACCACAACUGUCAUCGCUGUCUUCAUCGGUAUUGUCAUGGUGCUCAUUAUUCACCCUGGAAAAGGAUCAAAAGAUGAAUUCACCAAGCAACAGCAGAUAGAGCAGGUCAGCGCUGCUGAUGCCUUUCUGGACCUUAUCAGAAACAUGUUCCCUCCUAACCUUGUAGAGGCUUGCACCAAACAGUUCAAGACACAGUAUGCCAAGAGAGUAGUUCAUGUGACAAUGACAGUGAACGACACAAUAUUCACACUGAACGGUAGCAAGGAGUUAACCAAGGAGGAGACGAUCCCAGUUCCUGGAUCAGUAAAUGGAAUUAAUGCACUCGGCCUGGUGGUGUUCUCCAUGUGCUUUGGUCUGAUCAUCGGAAACAUGAGGGAACAGGGACAACCCUUAAAAGACUUCUUUGACUGCCUCAAUGAAGCCAUCAUGAGGCUGGUUGCCAUUAUAAUGUGGUACGCCCCUAUUGGUAUUUUGUUCCUGAUCGCUGGUAAGAUUGUGGAGAUGGAGGACAUUUCAGUCAUGGGUGGCCAGUUGGGAAUGUAUACUGUGACAGUCAUUUGUGGUCUGUCCGUUCACUUCUUCUUUGUCCUGCCAACACUCUACUUCGUCAUAACCAGGAAGAACCCUUUUGUUUUCAUUGCUGGGCUGCUGCAGGCACUCAUCACUGCCCUGGGAACAUCUUCUAGUUCUGCCACAUUGCCCAUUACUUUUAAAUGUUUAGAGGAAAACAACAAGGUUGACAAACGUGUGACCCGUUUCGUGCUGCCUGUUGGUGCCACUAUAAACAUGGAUGGCACAGCUCUGUAUGAAGCCCUGGCAGCCAUCUUUAUUGCUCAGGUCAAUGAUUAUAACCUUAACUUUGGGCAGAUUCUCACCAUCAGUGUUACAGCAACAGCAGCCAGUAUUGGAGCAGCUGGUAUACCUCAGGCAGGGCUGGUCACCAUGGUGAUAGUGCUAACGUCUGUAGGCCUGCCCACGGAUGACAUCUCCCUGAUCAUUGCUGUUGAUUGGUUCCUGGACCGAUUGCGCACAACCACCAAUGUCCUCGGAGACUCAAUUGGAGCAGGUAUUGUUGAACACCUGUCUCGCCAUGAACUGGAGAAGAAGGACCCAGAGGUGGGCAACUCAGUGGUGGAAGAGGCAGACAAUAAGCCUUACCGGCUCAUCUCCCAGGAGAACGAGUAUGAAAAUGAGAGGCCUGUGGACAGUGAGACCAAGAUGUAGGGACGAAGCUUUUGUUCAUGGCUGAAUACAUCCUUGGGAAACUUAUUGCUCUGAACUGAACCACAUUCUCAGUUAGGCCUUUUUGGGUUUUCAGAGCUCCAUCUCCCAAGGAAGGAGGAUUUAAAUUAAAUUAAAUCUAAAGCUAAACAUAUCUCAGCCAAGCGAAUUCCACAAAAUGUUUGAGGCUCCCCUUUACACUGCAGACUGGAAAUUGGUCAUGGGAGCAUUGAUUUUCUAAGUGUUUGUGCUAUGAUGCUUCCUGGGAUGCAUAACUGCCAUAAAGUGGCAGCUGUUUACUAUUAAAGACUAAAUUACAAAGAAGUGGGCUGAGGUCUGCAUUUUAUAUCCAACUCCCCAUGUAACUGUGUGGACUAAUGCCACCCACUAGAGGCCAGUAUUGCUGUGUGUGAACACCACAGCAGAAGAG